CCCAGUAUAACCUCAAACGCGUCUAAACAUUGAAAGUGAAAACUCGUUGUUUUGUAAUAAAUAAUAUUUCAAAUAAUGAAAUUUACGGUGGUCAUCUUCGCUCUGGCGGUCGUUUUGCAAGCAGAAGCGAAAACCUUCACGAGGUGUGAGCUGGUACAGCAGCUUAGGAGCCAUGGUUUCCCUGAGGAUAAGCUACGUGAUUGGGUUUGUCUCGUAGAGAACGAAAGCUCUCGCACGACCAACAAGAUUGGGAAGGUUAACAAGAAUGGAUCAAGGGAUUACGGACUCUUCCAGAUCAACGAUAAAUACUGGUGCAGCAACACUAGCACCCCUGGAAAGGAUUGCAAUGUUACUUGCUCAGAUCUUCUGACUGAUGACAUAUCAAAGGCAGCGACUUGCGCCAAGAAGGUAUUUAAGCGUCACGGAUUCAAUGCAUGGUACGGCUGGAAGAACCACUGUAAAUCCAACCUCCCUGAUAUUAGCUCCUGCUGAACAACUCACUAAAAGGAAACGUUUUACAUAUAAAUGUUAUACAAAAAUUUAGAUUUGUAAACAAUUAAACCAAAUGAUCAGCAUUUA
This is a messenger RNA of Melitaea cinxia (Glanville fritillary), 579 nucleotides long. RefSeq names its product lysozyme-like (gene Lzm). Lineage: Eukaryota; Metazoa; Arthropoda; Insecta; Lepidoptera; Nymphalidae. The transcript is spliced from 3 exons. Bases 76 to 492 code for a protein of 138 amino acids. The record is from RefSeq and is a predicted model, not a curated record. Gene Ontology annotation, molecular function: lysozyme activity.